Messenger RNA from Canariomyces notabilis, 2829 nucleotides. RefSeq names its product carbohydrate-binding module family 21 protein. The record is from RefSeq and is a predicted model, not a curated record. Gene Ontology annotation, molecular function: glycogen binding; protein phosphatase 1 binding. Gene Ontology annotation, cellular component: protein phosphatase type 1 complex. NCBI's taxonomy places the organism in Eukaryota, Fungi, Ascomycota, Sordariomycetes, Sordariales, Chaetomiaceae. Gene Ontology annotation, biological process: regulation of glycogen biosynthetic process. The coding region runs from base 234 to 2675 and encodes 813 amino acids. The transcript has 3 exons.
CUGCCUGUUCCUCCCAUUUGCUCCGCAAGCAAUCGAUCGUUGUAAUUGUGGGAGAGCUGACAUUGUUCUUCCCCCGGCAGAGCGUUUAUCGGACGACAUUUUUCCCCGCCUCGGACCGAUCGAGCUUCCAUCCAUGAUUUCGUUUUGAGAUACUUCUCUUCGGUAUCCGACACCCCCUUGUCCUUGUCUUUUGGUGGGGUUCGUUCUGUGCAGGCAGGACAGGUUGCAGGAAGAUGCCAUAUACGCCUCCGAACAGAUCGCCCGCUCCGUCGGCUCUUCCGACGCCUGAAGGAAGUCGCCGACCUUCGUUUCAUCAACCGCCCAAUGUUAGCUCGAGACCUGUUCUCCCUCGAUCAGCCUCUUACCUGAGCAGGCAUCGGCGGACACCUUCAGCGACGGGAGCUGCGCAACUUGGCGUUAGUGAGCUGUCGCCUGAGGCGACCUCUGAAGACCUGAAAGGUAUGGUGGCUGGCAAUGUCAGUGUGCGACAGUCGCCGCCUCCGGUCACGGGCGAUCGUGGGAUGCCGAGGGGCGCAAUCACGACGCCGCCCGCUAGUGACGACGACGACGACGCGAUCGAGAUCUCCGGUGAAACUCGCGGCAGGCAGAUCGAGAACCUUAGCGAGCUGCAUGACGCCGUUAGUAAAAUUCCACAGCAGAGACCACGCUUCCCGAGCGUGGGAGAUGCCAGCAAUAAGGGGGCCACAGAUGCCGGAGACCUACUCGUCCUUCCGACGCAGGCAAAUACCAUUACAGAAGGCCUUCACCAGAGCCUGAGCACAAGCUCGCUUGACGCUCUUGUUGCAGGGAGCCACCGGCGGAUUUCCCACACUCGGUCAGCGACGCAGCCGAAUAUCUCCACAUCACUAUCAUGCAGCAGCUCGGUAACCGGCUCUGAGGAGGAUUCUGACGAAGAGCGGCGGUACAAGCCGCAAAUGGUACGAAAAAAGUCCGGUGAGCUCGUUCGGCCCGCUCUCCGUGCCCCGUCGUCGCUUCGAAGGCGACCGUCGAGUAUGCCGGGCACGCCGACGUUUGCGAAGGCGGUACACUUCGACUCCAAGAUCGAGGAAGUGCGGCAUUUCCUUCAGCUCGACAAGCCUCUUGCAGUCAGUGCCGGCUCCUCCCCUGUCGAUAACUAUGAGAGCGACACAGAGUACCCCUUCUCUGGAGAUGAGAGAACGGCAUUACGCCCCUUGUACGAAUGGGAAUUGAUCAUGAAGAACUUUCCCCUCGAGACGCCCGUGCGGAAGGCGCAGCCCGUGCGGUUGGAGAGGGUAUGGUUGUCGACUGACCAGAAGUGCCUGAUUGGGUCGGUUGCUGUAGCCAAUCUUGCCUUUCAGAAACGAGUAUGGUGCAGAUUCACGCUCGACUAUUGGAAGACAACAUCCGAGGUAGCGGCCGAGUACCUCUGUGGAAUCCCCGCCGCGGAUACCCCUCACGGGCAAGACAGAUUCAACUUUGCAAUCAAACUGUCGGACCUCGUCAACCUGGAGUCCAAGACACUGUUCUUUUGCAUUCGGUAUGAGGUGAAUGGACAGGAGUACUGGGAUAACAACGGCGGGAUCAAUUUCCAGGUCGAUUUCAAAAAGAAACCCACUGGGAACCAUGGGAAGGACGGUGUUUCACCCUCGCGCCCUGGGCUGCCCAGGGCAAAGGGCAAUCGGCGCCCAAGUUCGGAUGAUGCCUCGACGACCAAGUCCAAACCAGUGAGCACUGACGCGUUUGGCGACAUACCACGGUUGGAUUUCGGCCAGCCCAUUCAUCACUACCUGGGAGAAUCGGGACAGGGUGGUCUACGACUGAAGGGCGUCAAGAGCGCUAGCAGCCUCCCAAGCGAUAACCUGUCGAAACGCUUGUCUGCCCCCAGCGGGCAAUUCGCCAAUCGGUACGACAUAAGUGCUUCUAUCAGCGCCGCUAUUCAGACGGCCAGAUAUGGCCUGUACAUGAAACCGUCGAAACGAUCCAGCACAAUCGUCCCGGCCGGUGCCGCGUCUGCGUCUAAAUCCAACCCGUCCAUCGCCUCGAAUGAACCCGAGCCGUCGACGAAUGGAGGAGACAAUGAACAGUCCGGUGUGGCGACAAAGCGUGAAGCAGUCGCAACCACAGCUGGUGCUCCCACCGCGGCGCCCGCCGCAGAAUCACCCACCUCCACCCUCUCAUCUGCCUCUUACGAGGAAAUAGUGAGUAAAUGGUGCUUUUUCAGCUCCAAGCCGUCGAACGUUCAGGACGUUCCCACUCAAGGACCUUCGUCUAAAGUUGGUGGGUUUGACGGCACCGACGACGGAACAAAAAGCCAGAGGAACAGCGGUACGGCAAGCUACGAAGGAAGUGCCGUCCAAAUGGGCAACUAUCAUCACUCACACAGCGGCAUUCAACACCAUUCCCUCCACCCGAUCGAUCCCAAUCCCUACUUCCAACAUAUACCGCUCAGGGCAAUCGGCGGCUCUCCCGCGGAGUCUCCUUUCAGUCAUUUCUCGUCACAGAGGACUGGAAGUCCGUUGACGGGGCUGUCUCAGUCCCCGGUCUCUGGCCAGUCCGUUGGCCACUCGCCCUCCCCGAAAUCCUUUGUCGAACCGACCGGUUCGUCGCCGAAGGACUAUGCAUAUCAGCACUUGCACGAUCGUUUCCCGUUUUCUGGAACGGAGACCUAUUCUGCGGCAGCGAUCAGGGGUUGAAAGUGAAAAAGGAAAGCCUUGGAAGGGGGAUGUGGACGCAAUGACCUGCUAGGCGGAAACAGAAGCAUCCUCGCGAUGUCAACUGAACGGCCUCGACACGUAUUGCACAUCAUCACUUUCCAUUCGGCAUUGCCCUCCAAAGGGUCAAUUCUUU